CAACCGAUGGAACGCCCUCACCGCCGUUCCCUCGCGCCCCGCGCGGCCUCGCCGGCUCGCGCUUGCAGGCAGAACGAGUCGAACGCCGCGGCACCGAUGCGCCCCCGCGGGGGAACCACUCCUGCCGUGAGUUUCCGGCCUCUGCGGCCUCCCGCCGGGACGGGAGCCAGCGGUUGGGCCGGCUCGGGGCCGGGCUGCGGAGACUGUGCGGGUUGCAGUGUCCUACCUUGCCUGACAGAAAAGCUUUCCUUGCCCGGAAAAGCUAGUUGGGCCAUUGACAAAACCCGCCUCGGUCCGGGCAGUGCAGCCCGGCCGUCGUGCACUGCUGCUUCGGCGUUGCUGCUUAUGGCUGUAACCAUGGAUAUAAUUCAUUGCUAUUUUACAGCUCCCAGAAGCCUGCUGAGAGGCAUAACCAACAAACAGGUCCAGCUUUGUACCACCAUAACUGACAGUUCUGGCUUUGUAGGCCCAGCAGGAGCUCCCAUGAGGAAGGCCCUUCGCUUUGGCAGCUGCAGGGGUUCCCAUCCCGAUGGUGCUACUCGGAUACACGCCAGGGCGGGGUUAUUGCAUGCCUGUGCUUUUUUCUGUUUAUAUUAUAAUUUCACAACCAGCACACUUGUCUGUAAGGGAGCAUAUUACUCGAAUAUACCUGGGCAUGCUCCUUCUAUCACUUUGUUUUACAAGUAACUGAGUUGCUGCCAAUGCUCGAAGGGGUUUUGUA
Molecule: messenger RNA, 721 nt
Organism: Harpia harpyja (harpy eagle)
Lineage: Eukaryota; Metazoa; Chordata; Aves; Accipitriformes; Accipitridae
Exons: 2
Coding region: 7-687 (226 amino acids)
Source: RefSeq, a predicted model, not a curated record